Messenger RNA from Magnolia sinica, 1333 nucleotides. RefSeq lists its product as uncharacterized. The record is from RefSeq and is a predicted model, not a curated record. NCBI's taxonomy places the organism in Eukaryota, Viridiplantae, Streptophyta, Magnoliopsida, Magnoliales, Magnoliaceae. Bases 92 to 1138 code for a protein of 348 amino acids. Gene Ontology annotation, biological process: protein transport. The transcript is spliced from 6 exons.
CCCAACAACAGAAACGCCGCAGAGAGAGAGAGAGGCUACCAUCUUCGGGAACCCAUGAAAGAUUUCGAAAGUUAGGCCCCUCUUUUUGGCAAUGUCACUCCUCAAUUCAUUGUUCAACAGGGGCCUUCUUGGCGCAAAAUGCAAGACUUGCUUGAAUCUGGCCAUCUCAAGAAUCAAGUUGCUUCGAAACAAGAGAGAGGUGCAGCUGAAAAAGAUGCGCCAGGAGAUUGCGCAAUUUCUCCAGACUGGCCAAGAAGCCAUUGCCCGAAUACGGGUGGAGCAUAUUAUACGCGAACAGAACAUUUUGGCUGCCUAUGAGAUCUUAGAGCUUUUCUGUGAAUUCGUUCUCGCACGGGUUCCUAUCCUUGAAAGCCAGAGGGAGUGUCCCACAGAAUUGCAGGAAGCUAUUGCCAGCAUAAUCUUUGCUGCCCCCAGGUGUUCAGAUUUGCCGGAGUUGGUGCAGAUACGGAAUUUAUUCACUACAAAAUAUGGAAAGGAGUUCAUUUUGGCUGCUUCUGAGCUUCGGCCAGAUAGUAGUGUCAAUCGUGCUGUAAUUGAGAAACUUUCAGUUAAAGCUCCAUUGGCAAAUGAGAAGCUUAGACUUUUGAAGGAAAUUGCUAAUGAGUACAACCUGGAAUGGGACUCUUCAAGCACUGAAGAAGAAUUCAGUAAAAAGCAUGAAGAUUUGCUGGAUGGAUCACCAAAGGUAUGCAGUAGAGCUUCAGAUUCACAAGCACCUGCCACGGAGAACCCCGUUAGCAUAUCUCCAGUUAUGGUGGGAAAUCCCGUUAGACCCACAAACCAGAAUGUAGGAAUUCAACAAGUUCAGGGCCCCACCUCAGUGGCUCAAGCAGUUCCGCCCAGGAGCAACCCUUCUUCAGCAGGCCUUGAUAGAACUGAAUGUCCCAUUACAGAUCACAGGAGUGGACUACAGGGCGGUCAGAAAACGGAAAUCAGCUCGAGCACGAGUGAUGUCUUGGAGAGAGCUCGAGCUGCCAUUGCCUCGGCAGAGCGUGCAUCAGCUGCUGCCCGUGCAGCUGCUGAGCUUGUGAAUGUUAGAGUGGGCCGUCAACCCCAGAACUGCAGUCUUUCCAGCUCGCAGGCAGAUGGGAGCAGAUCUUUUACAAAUGGCAGGUGAUGAAGUUAUGGUCUUUGAUAUGGUGAUUUGGCAAUUUAAAUGUAUGGUGUGCAUGGUAUCUUGGACUUCAUAUGUAUGGGGUAUGAGCUUUGGAGAGAGUAUGUGUUUGUGAUUCAAUGGUUGCGAUGUUGAGUGUGGUCGCUGGCCCAUGCAUCAUAUGAAAAAUAAAAGAAGAUCAUACAGUAAUUACUUGUA